GCCGUAAUUCAGCGGCUUCCGGAGCUGCAGCGGCGUAGCCUGGGAGGGGGAGUUUGGGGUUCCGACGUCGCCGCGGAGGGAGCGAGCCCGAACCGGAUCUUUGACUAGCACCCCUGCUGUACGCUCUCUCGCCGCGUCCGCUAGGAGAAGCCCAGCGGCCUGAGGGAGCCCCGCGGCCCGCACCCCGGCGCAAGCGCAGCCCCGGCCUGUCGGGCCUAAGCCCGAGAAACAGGUUAAGCCGUGCUUUUCUCCUCCCCCUUCUAGAAAAAAAUAAAACCUCCAUCAGGAUGGCCCAGUGGAAUCAGCUACAGCAGCUCGACACUCGGUACCUGGAGCAGCUACAUCAGCUGUACAGUGACAGCUUCCCGAUGGAGCUACGGCAGUUUCUGGCCCCUUGGAUUGAAAGUCAAGACUGGGCAUAUGCAGCCAGCAAAGAAUCACAUGCCACUUUGGUGUUCCAUAAUCUCUUGGGUGAGAUUGACCAGCAGUACAGCCGCUUCCUGCAAGAGUCAAAUGUUCUCUAUCAGCACAAUCUGCGAAGAAUCAAGCAGUUCCUUCAGAGCAGAUACCUUGAGAAGCCGAUGGAGAUCGCCCGAAUUGUGGCCCGGUGCCUGUGGGAAGAGUCCCGCCUCCUCCAGACGGCAGCCACAGCUGCCCAGCAAGGGGGCCAGGCCAACCACCCCACAGCUGCCGUGGUGACAGAGAAGCAGCAAAUGCUGGAGCAGCACCUGCAGGAUGUCCGGAAGCGAGUACAGGAUCUAGAACAGAAAAUGAAAGUGGUAGAGAAUCUCCAAGAUGACUUUGAUUUCAACUAUAAAACCCUCAAGAGUCAAGGAGACAUGCAAGAUCUGAAUGGAAACAACCAGUCGGUGACCAGGCAGAAGAUGCAGCAGCUGGAACAGAUGCUCACUGCGCUGGACCAGAUGCGGCGAAGCAUCGUGAGUGAGCUGGCGGGACUUUUGUCAGCUAUGGAGUAUGUGCAGAAAACCCUCACGGAUGAAGAGCUGGCUGACUGGAAGAGACGGCAACAGAUUGCUUGCAUUGGAGGCCCUCCCAACAUCUGUCUAGAUCGUCUAGAAAACUGGAUAACCUCAUUAGCAGAAUCUCAACUUCAGACCCGCCAACAAAUUAAGAAACUGGAGGAGUUGCAGCAAAAAGUUUCCUACAAAGGGGACCCCAUAGUACAGCACCGGCCAAUGCUGGAGGAGAGAAUCGUGGAGCUGUUUAGAAACUUAAUGAAAAGUGCCUUUGUGGUUGAGCGGCAGCCUUGUAUGCCCAUGCAUCCCGACCGGCCACUCGUCAUCAAGACCGGUGUCCAGUUUACUACGAAAGUCAGAUUGCUGGUCAAAUUCCCUGAGUUAAAUUACCAGCUUAAAAUUAAAGUGUGCAUUGACAAAGACUCCGGGGACGUUGCAGCUCUCAGGGGAUCCCGGAAAUUUAACAUUCUGGGCACAAACACGAAAGUGAUGAACAUGGAAGAGUCCAACAACGGCAGCCUCUCUGCAGAAUUCAAACACUUGACUCUGAGAGAGCAAAGAUGUGGUAACGGGGGCCGAGCCAAUUGUGAUGCCUCCCUGAUUGUGACCGAGGAGCUGCACCUGAUCACCUUUGAGACUGAGGUGUAUCACCAAGGCCUCAAGAUUGACCUGGAGACUCACUCCUUGCCAGUUGUGGUGAUCUCCAACAUCUGUCAGAUGCCAAAUGCCUGGGCAUCCAUACUGUGGUAUAACAUGCUGACCAACAACCCGAAGAACGUGAACUUUUUCACCAAGCCCCCAAUUGGAACUUGGGAUCAAGUGGCUGAGGUGCUGAGCUGGCAGUUCUCCUCCACCACAAAGCGAGGGCUGAGCAUCGAGCAGUUGACUACGCUGGCAGAGAAACUCUUGGGACCUGGUGUGAACUAUUCAGGAUGUCAGAUCACCUGGGCUAAAUUUUGCAAAGAAAACAUGGCUGGCAAGGGCUUCUCCUUCUGGGUCUGGCUGGACAAUAUCAUUGACCUUGUGAAAAAGUACAUCCUGGCCCUUUGGAAUGAAGGAUACAUCAUGGGCUUUAUCAGUAAGGAGCGGGAACGGGCCAUAUUGAGCACCAAGCCCCCAGGCACCUUCCUGCUAAGAUUCAGUGAAAGCAGCAAAGAAGGAGGCGUCACCUUCACCUGGGUAGAGAAGGACAUCAGCGGCAAGACCCAGAUCCAGUCGGUGGAACCAUAUACGAAGCAGCAGCUGAACAACAUGUCGUUUGCUGAAAUCAUCAUGGGCUAUAAAAUCAUGGAUGCUACCAAUAUUCUCGUGUCUCCGCUGGUCUACCUCUACCCUGACAUUCCUAAGGAGGAGGCAUUUGGAAAAUAUUGUCGGCCAGAGAGCCAGGAGCAUCCUGAAGCUGACCCAGGUAGUGCUGCCCCGUACCUGAAGACCAAGUUUAUCUGUGUGACGCCAACGACCUGCAGCAAUACCAUUGACCUGCCGAUGUCCCCCCGCACUUUAGAUUCAUUGAUGCAGUUUGGAAAUAAUGGUGAAGGUGCUGAACCCUCAGCUGGAGGGCAGUUUGAGUCCCUCACGUUCGACAUGGAGUUGACCUCAGAGUGCGCGACCUCCCCGAUGUGAGGAGCCGGAGGCGGAAGCUGCAGAGAGAUGGCAGAGGCGCCUACCUGUGUUCCACCACCCUUAAGCAGCCAGACCCCAGAUCAUCUGAAACUCCUAACUUUGUGGUUCCAGAUUUUUUUAAAUCUCCUACUUCUGCUAUCUUUGAACAAUUUGGGCACUUUUUAAAAUCGAGAAAUGAGAAUGUGGGUGAUAUGCUUUUAUCUAAAUGCACAUAAGAAUGCAUUCUCUGAGACUGUGAUCAGGGGAUGUGGAAGUGGUGACAAGAGGGAGAGAAAGGAAAUGUCUUUUAUAUUUUUUUGCUCCCCUGCUCUCCUUUCUCAGCAGCUUGUAGUUGUUAGGCAGGUGCCCCUGGUGCCAGCGGCAUCCCUUGGCCUGUUCCUGAGCUAAUGCCACAUGCCCCUGGCCUUGCACUUUUAACCUUGCUAACGUCCAAAUAGAAAAUAGGACUUUCGAAGCCCCUAGGUUUCUUUUUAAAUUAAAAAAAAAAAUUAAAGGGCAAAAAGCCCUGUAUCGGCAUAGCCUUUUCUGUAUUUAAGAAAACUCAGUUAAUAGCCUCCUUGGUGCUUUAAGCAUUCAGCUUUCUUCAGGCUGAUAAUUUAUAUAAACCUUAAAAUGGGCCUCAGAUCCAAUCCUUAAAAGACAUCUGAAGAUGUGGCUUGGCCCUUGGUUCUGAAAUGGGAAGGUUAAAGGAAAACCCAAACAUUCUAGACUUUUUUUUAACAAAGUUUUUAUUUUCCCCUUUAACGUGUUGGGCUAUUAGUAGGUAAGGCUGGGCAGAGGGGCGCUUACAACCCAUCCUCCCUCUCUCCCUAUCUCAGAGCCUGGGUGUUCCUCUGGGUGCCUUAUAAGGGAGGGGAUGACCCUUCCUUCCUCCCGGCCCACUUGACCCCCCUUUUGGCAUGGCUUCUUCAUGUGUCUGAAGGUCCCUUGUCCUCUUUGCUUUAGGAAUCCUGGUCUCAGGACCUCCUGGAAUAAGAGAGAGAGCGUUACAGAUUGAACAUGACUCAGACUGUGGGGCCCCAGUCAAGGUCUAGUUGAGCUCAGGGAAUAUGGCUCUUAUUCCAGUUUCUUGGUGAUUUCCUAUGGCACCUAUAAUCACUUAUUCAGUUGGUUAACCUAGGGCAAAGGCUUACUGAUAAAUCCAAGGUCUGUCCCUUGUGUGAGGGAGUCAUACCCCGGCCUCCCCAUUGGGGCCCCACAGAUGAGGUAGAACACCUCGAAUUUACUGUGUGUUUUGGAUCACUUAGUAGCAUGUGAGCUGGUCUCCGAUAUUUGGGCCUUUUCUGACCCAGAGGCAUAGCUAGACUGGGAGGUCCAAAACCACUUUGUCCCAGUAGGUCAGAGUUUCUCUGGAAUGUUAUUUGUUUUACCCGGAUGAGCCAGCUUCUCAAUUUAGGGUAUGCCCGUGGCCACCCUGUCCUCUUGCUGGCAACAGUAGAGGGGAGUAUAGAGCUCUCCCUUCUCCAGCAACACUCUUCAGUUCAUAACAAGCUUAACUCAUAAAGAGAGAAACGGUUUAGAUCAGAGGGACUUGGGACUAGGAUCCAGGCUUCUGGAGCAGAUAUGUAAAGUUCGUGACUGAGGUAGCAUGUGUAUCUGGUUUUAACUCUGAUGGUAGCAGAAGUUCUCAGAGGAGCUGAGACUUGUUCUGGCCCCUCCCUCCCCUUAAAGAACCAAGUCCUCGGGGACCUGCCCUCUUUCUCUCCAGUCUCCCCUGCCCGACCCCAGCCCAGCCAUGGAUUGCUUAACCUACCUAGACGGUGGUUUGUAAGCCACUGUUCUGGCCACUGCAUCAGAUUCCAGUGUAUACUUUACAGUGUAAAAAUUUAUAUUAUUGUGGGACUAUUUUUUUUUUGUAUAUUGCUGUAUCUACUUUAACUUCCAAAAAUAAAAGUUAUAUAAUUGCUGUC
This is a messenger RNA of Manis pentadactyla (Chinese pangolin), 4510 nucleotides long. It is a transcript of the gene STAT3, whose product is annotated as signal transducer and activator of transcription 3. The record is from RefSeq and is a predicted model, not a curated record. Lineage: Eukaryota; Metazoa; Chordata; Mammalia; Pholidota; Manidae. Bases 288 to 2600 code for a protein of 770 amino acids. The transcript has 25 exons. Gene Ontology annotation, biological process: leptin-mediated signaling pathway; regulation of cell population proliferation; cell surface receptor signaling pathway via JAK-STAT. Gene Ontology annotation, molecular function: RNA polymerase II cis-regulatory region sequence-specific DNA binding; DNA-binding transcription factor activity, RNA polymerase II-specific.